Molecule: messenger RNA, 1224 nt
Organism: Helianthus annuus (common sunflower)
Lineage: Eukaryota; Viridiplantae; Streptophyta; Magnoliopsida; Asterales; Asteraceae
Product: eisosome protein SEG2
Exons: 3
Coding region: 169-990 (273 amino acids)
Biological process (GO): male meiosis II
Source: RefSeq, a predicted model, not a curated record
CUAACCCCUAACCAUUCUUUACCCCCAAAAACCAAAAAAGCUCACAAAUUUGACCGUUUUUUCUGCUUUCUUCUUAUACUAUGAACACCCUUUAACCCCUAUUACAACACCCACAUAAAUCUUUACAAAUCAAUAACACACACACACACACACACUAAUCCAUCUCCAAUGGGUUGUUUUCUUGGAUGUUUCGGGUCUUCGGUUGAUCGAAAACGUAAAAAACAGAGGUACAAGGUUAUUCCUAGAGAUCAAAAGCCUAGAAUUCAGGACAUUUUAAAAGUUGAUGCAUCAUUAGAUCAAAGCAUUAGAGAAAGAUUAUCCAAUCCACUUACAAAUUCAAGAGAGAAGACCGAGGUACCAUUGAGCUUGAAGAGGCGAAAAAAAGUAACAUUUGAUACAAAUGUCACAACCUAUGAACCCAUUCAAGUGUAUGCAAGCACAGAAUCUUUGUUGGAAAAAAAUGAAAAAGGCGAAACUUUUCCUAAAUCAUCCCAGCCCGAUUCAGUUGUUUCGAGCAUACCAAAUUAUAGGUAUGGAAAUUGCGUCGAGAGUGACGAUGAAAUCGAUGAUUUAGAGCAUGAAGACUAUGAUCUUGAUGACGACGAUGAAGAUUAUGAUUUGGAAGAUGAAGAACAUUAUGAUGAUAAUAUUGAUGAUGAUUGUCAUGAUCAUAAUCAUGACGAAGUUUUGGUUCCAUCAAUGGAGUUAAAAAGGAUUGCGCGCGAUGGAAAUGGUUAUAUUCCAUCUGUGUUGAACCCUGUGGAGAAUCUAUCUCAAUGGAAAGCAUUGAAAUCAAACGGGUCAACACGAAAACCGUUGACUUUCAAUGGGCAAAAGGAGAAUUUGAAUUCGCGCGAAUCGGAUGAUCAAAAUCAAGAAACAGCAGUAAAUGCCAGUCUAUCAAACUGGCUGGUUUCUGCUGAGAAAAUCACAAGAAAUAACAAAAGGGUUGCAUGCUACAACACUCAGCUUGAUAUCACUACUACUUGAGAGUUCAAGGGGUAAAAAGGUAAUUUGUGGAUUGUAUUUUUACAUUUCUUGUGGAUUUUAUGUGUCUUUGUUGAAAAAGUUUGGAUCUUUGAAACCAAUCUAGUGGUAUGUUCAUGGGUAUAGAGGGGUGAGAAGGUAAUUUGGCAGAAAGCUUGUUGCAUAAAGAAGCUACUUUGAGAGUUCAGAAAGCUUUAAACAUAGGUUUAAAUGGAUUAAAUUUGUUCAUGAUGUUUA